Molecule: messenger RNA, 576 nt
Organism: Anopheles marshallii
Lineage: Eukaryota; Metazoa; Arthropoda; Insecta; Diptera; Culicidae
Product: mantle protein-like
Exons: 2
Coding region: 1-576 (191 amino acids)
Source: RefSeq, a predicted model, not a curated record
AUGAAACUGGUUCUAUUCCUCGCCACGGUGGCGGUUCUGAACGCGUCACUGUCCCAGGCAAAGCUGAUCAAAGUGGAAGUACCCGUUGCGGUACCAAUCCCGGUCCCGGAGAUUCAGCACAUCGAAAAGCGCGUGUCAACCAUUAAAGAGGUGAAAGUGCCGUACAUACAGGAGGUACCGGAAGAGCAUGUCGUUACCCACGUGAAGGAGGUGCCAGUCGUCAAAGAGGUACCGGUGGUGAACGAAAUUACCGUGUACCGUGAUGUGGAGGUCGUUAAGGAAGUGCCGGUUGAGAAGAUCGUGCACCGACGCGUUGAAGUGCCCGUAGAGGUAGUGCGCGAGGUAGAACUUAUACGGGAGGUGCCAGUGAUCAAGGAGAUUCCACAUGUCAAAGUAGUAAAGGUGAUCAAGGAAGUCCCGGUCGAGGAAGUAAUUGUCAAGGAUCUUCCUGUGGCGGAACCCUAUCCCGUGAAGGUACCGAUCCAUGUGCCCGUACCGGUUCAAGCGCACGAGCUACACCUCACAAAGUUCAACAAGUUCUCCCAUUUGCACGGUCUUAAAACACUGCUGGGUUAA